Molecule: messenger RNA, 408 nt
Organism: Striga asiatica
Lineage: Eukaryota; Viridiplantae; Streptophyta; Magnoliopsida; Lamiales; Orobanchaceae
Source: the annotation of a GenBank genome assembly
UUGACAAUGUAUCAAAAUAUGAGGCAGAUGGGUCAACUUGAAGGUGAUUCAUUGAAGAUGGAGAUCAUUCCCAACCCAAAGGAAGUUGAUGGGGUCAAAGUUCUUCAACUCGAGACUGCUGCUGGCGCUGCCAUAAAAGAAUCGGCUGGAUAUUCUAGAAGCUCUCGGACUCUUUGCUGCGAAAGGCACGCCCGCGGAAGUCCUCAGACGCUUGCGCAUUACGUCCACGCUUGCCACGCUAGGUCGUCGUCCCGCAUGUCCGCUAGUCGCCCGAAGUUCUCGGUCCGCAGCACGAUGGUCGUGCUGCCACGCCCAUGCGACCCGCGCCUCUUUUGCACGCCUUCCGGUCUCGUCAACACAUCGUCUGCCUGCUCGUCGAUGGGUCACCUCGUGCUACUCGCUUCUUGA